Messenger RNA from Rubroshorea leprosula, 595 nucleotides. The record is from the annotation of a GenBank genome assembly. Lineage: Eukaryota; Viridiplantae; Streptophyta; Magnoliopsida; Malvales; Dipterocarpaceae.
CUAAAAUACAUCUACAUUGUCUUAUAUCCUCAUUCAGUCAUCCUCUACUGCACUUUCAGAUGGAAAAAUCCGCUUCUCCCAACCAGCAAAUCACUUCCGACGAGAAGGUUCAACAAACCACGAUUGCUACGACCUCUAUCUCCUCUUCUCCCUUGGAAGUUUUCAUUCUCAACUCUUCAGAGGAAUCCGAUUCUGAAUCUUCAGACAAGAACUUUUUCAUGGCUUCUCUUUCUCAACUACUUCCCAUCAAGAGAGGGCUUUCCAAGUACUACGAAGAGAUGUCACGAAGCUUCUUUUCAUUAUCAGAGGUCAAAACUGUGGAAGACAUUCCUAAACCCGAGCAUCCCUUCAAUAAAAAAUUGAGGAUGAAGAGACGACUGAAGAAAUUAAUCAAGACUCGAGCAUGCUAUGUUCGCAGCAGACUUUAGAUUCCAGCACCCAGAAAGCAUACAACUGAAGUCACAAUAAUGUUGCCAUGUUUCCUUGGUUCCACCAACGAUUUAUUCAUUUGUUUUCUUGUUAGACAAUUAGGGGUUCUUUUUUAUGGUUUUCUUCUUACCCGUAGGUUGGAUAAACAUAAAAUUGUUGAAUUCAG